Messenger RNA from Aspergillus sclerotioniger CBS 115572, 1581 nucleotides. RefSeq names its product kinase-like protein. The record is from RefSeq and is a predicted model, not a curated record. The transcript has 4 exons. The coding region runs from base 1 to 1581 and encodes 526 amino acids. NCBI's taxonomy places the organism in Eukaryota, Fungi, Ascomycota, Eurotiomycetes, Eurotiales, Aspergillaceae.
AUGGCUCAAAGACUGGCCUCGCUGAUCAAACACGAGAUAAACAUCACAGUCCUACUCCUUUGGUCCAAUUUUUCCGCCUGUGUAGGACCAAUCCUUACCGGAUUAUAUGAGCGAUACACAGCUUCCUCAGCCAAGUUAGACUCACCAAAUUUGCUGUUGCUGGUAGUCAGGGUUAUGGUGGUAUCAUUCGUAUACGCAUACGUGUUUGAUAUUGCACACCAGACCACAUCUGUCGCAGAGGAUAUCAUCAAUAAGCCCUAUCGGCCGAUCCCUGCGGGGAUGUUGACGAUGUCUGGCGCAUAUAGGAGCCGUAGGAACUGCACUUCUACUGCGGAUGCUGAGCGCGGUGGUUGUUCAGGAUAUUCCAGGCGCGGAUAUAAACUGGACACUGGACAUGAUCGGGUGCUUGUGGAUGUCUCUGACUAUCCAUAUCCUGGAAUUCCAUCUGUGGACGGGGACCGGCACAUGAAUAGAAGGACGGUUGCCAGUACGUUAACUGCCAGGGAAAUUGCUUGGUUGCGUCAGGCUAACUCCCUGUUUCUUUGGAUGAGCAGUAUCAUGUUCCUGGCAUGGGGGUUACUCGGUGCCUUUGCAACGGGAUAUCGGUUCACGACCCUCGUCUCGGUGGAGGAGAGUAAAAGAACGUAUAAGACGUAUGAUCUGUCGACUGGACUAAUCUUGGUGUUGUAUCUGUCAUAUCUUGAUCCACUCAUUGAGACACACAUACCCUCAAUGUUAUCCAAGCAACAGAGUCCUCCUUCUUCGCCCAUGAACACAUCCACACCGAUAAAUGACACCCCGUUUAAUCGAUAUUCCACCCUUCUUGCCAUCAAACUCUUUAAACGCACUCGGCAAUACUACGGGGGCGUUCUCAUGUUAACUGACAAACUAUGUGUGAAGUAUGGACGCCAUGUGCAUCUAUCUGAAGCCUCCACAAUGCGCUUUAUAGCCGAGCAUACAUCCAUCCCGGUUCCGAAAGUCUACUGUGCCUUUACUCGUUCUGGGCGGACCUAUAUCAUUAUGGAACGAAUCAACGGCGAUAUGAUAGGCAUGGGCUGGGUAAAACGACCGGAGAAGACCAAAGCCAAGAUGCUUUCCCAAUUAUCCGGGAUGAUCAGUGAGAUGCGAGAACUCAAGCCCCCGGAGGGAAUGGGUGUAGCGUCGGUUGACAAUGGAUCACUAUAUGACUGCCGCCUACUAAGCCACAGCGAGUCAAUACGAUUUGGGCCCUUUGACACCGUGCAGGAUUUCCAUCGCUAUCUACGUAUGGGCGUAGAAGCCGAUACUAGACAUGACCCCGAAAUCCAGGCCCUCAUCGAACAGCAUGGCAAGGAUUGGCCGUUGGUAUUUACACAUGGUGACUUGAGCAGUCUAAAUAUCCUGGCUCGCGAUGAUGAGGUUGUUGGCAUUGUUGACUGGGAAACUGCUGGAUGGUAUCCCUCGUACUGGGAAUAUACUACUGCCAGUCAAGUCAAUCCGCAGAACUCCUUUUGGAUCCAUGAAAUUGACAAAUUUUUGCAACCAAUGCCCGAGGAACUCGCCAUGGAAGGAAUUCGUCAAAAGUACUUCGGAGACCUCUAA